AUGGCUGAUUUGAACCAUCAGCUGACUGCGACUACCGAGGAGAUACAAGCACUAGUCCUCCUUCACUCUCAGUUCCUAUGGCACGGGUCCCAGCAACAACGUCAACAAGUGCGAGAUGAGGUGCGGACAGUGGUCAACAUUACACGUUGUGCGGCACUAUUCCAACCUCUUCCUCAGGACAAUCCGAAUGCGAGCGCGUUGCACCAAUCUGGACCAAUAACAGGUGCAGAGGUGGACUUGUGGAACUGGAACUCUUGGAUUGAGAAUGAAAAGCGAACUCGAUUGGCGGCAUACAUUUAUCUUAUCGAUGCUUCUUCCACCAUAUUCUUCAACACACAGCCCAGGUUCGACGCCAAGAGCAUCACAGUCCCUCUGCCGGCCGAUGAUGCAGCCUGGGAAGCGAAGACUUCUGAAGAAUGCGCCAGUGCUCUGGGUCUGAGAGGAUCGUCAGCGCAGAUGAGCAACGAAUCGGGAAGCAGACGCGCAAAACAACUAGCCUUGUGCGAGGCGUUGUGUGUACUCAACGGAGCCUGUCCAGGAAAAUUUCCUGAGCGGGCUACUAAUGUCUUUGGAAAAUUCAUUCUCAUUCACGCGAUUCAUGCGCAAAUCUACAACAUCCAGCAUCAGCUGCUUCAGCGAGUGUCUUCAAGCGGUACAAGCACACCCCGAUCGCAAGGCGAUAGUCCUGCCACACCACCAAAUGGCGUCAAUGAGCAAAUCCAAAAUAAGCUCCGUUCGACGGUCGGCGCGCUUUCGCUAUGGAAGGCUUGCUGGGACAAGGACCUUGCUAUCCAGUUCACACAGAACCAGCGUCGACGUGGAUUCUGCCGAGACGGCAUCCACUUUUACUUCCUAGCUCAAGCGUUCUUGCGGCAGUCUCGACCAGACGACUGGGCCGCUCCUGCGGAUGUUCGGUGCCGGCAUGUGUUCAAUCUCCUGAAACAGAUCAGACAUUACGUUGCAUCAGACUCCGCCCAGAAAGGCAUCGAGAUCGGCUCCAUGGUUGCUAUCGCUGACGACUACGCCAUCGCCGACUUGACGCUAAACAUGAAACGUCUUUUCACGCCUCUCGACGAAAUCUGA
Molecule: messenger RNA, 1083 nt
Organism: Alternaria ethzedia
Lineage: Eukaryota; Fungi; Ascomycota; Dothideomycetes; Pleosporales; Pleosporaceae
Exons: 2
Coding region: 1-1083 (360 amino acids)
Biological process (GO): DNA-templated transcription; regulation of transcription by RNA polymerase II
Cellular component (GO): chromatin
Molecular function (GO): DNA-binding transcription factor activity, RNA polymerase II-specific; RNA polymerase II cis-regulatory region sequence-specific DNA binding; zinc ion binding
Source: RefSeq, a predicted model, not a curated record